Messenger RNA from Desarmillaria tabescens, 1182 nucleotides. RefSeq names its product caspase domain-containing protein. The annotation marks the transcript as partial. The record is from RefSeq and is a predicted model, not a curated record. NCBI's taxonomy places the organism in Eukaryota, Fungi, Basidiomycota, Agaricomycetes, Agaricales, Physalacriaceae. The transcript is spliced from 17 exons. Gene Ontology annotation, biological process: proteolysis. Gene Ontology annotation, molecular function: cysteine-type endopeptidase activity.
UACGGACCUCCUCCAGGACCACCACCUCCUCAUGGAUAUGGACCACCACCGGGACCUCCUCCUCCAGGCUACUCCGCACCUCCCGGUCCCCCGCCCGUAGACAGAGGAACAUAUCCAGGGCAGCACCAUCAUAACCACCAGCAACACCAGCCCAGUGGUUAUGGGCCACCCAGUGGUCCUCCGCCUAGGCCCCCGAUGCAGCAACAGAACUAUGGGGCGCAGUAUCAAGGUUCCAACUAUCCCGUUCAGCAACCAUACUUCCAGUACUCUCAAUGCACAGGAAAGAAAAAGGCAUUGUGUAUCGGUAUCAACUACAUCGGACAGAACGGAGAACUUCGUGGAUGUAUUAAUGAUGCACAGAAUAUCCAGCGCUUCCUCAUUAGGACCUUUGGGUAUAAGCAAGAGGAUAUCGUUAUGUUAACCGACGAUUCCCGCAACCCUCGUCAAAUCCCUACUAAGGAAAAUAUUCUGCACGCGAUGCAGUGGCUUGUUGCAGGGGCACAGCCUAAUGAUUCUCUUUUCUUUCACUAUUCUGGUCAUGGAGGUCAAACUAAGGACUUGGAUGGCGAUGAAGCCGAUGGUUACGACGAAGGUCAGCAACAUAUAUGUAGUGUUGACCAUCAACGAAAUGGCCACAUUGUUGAUGAUCUGAUGCACCAAAUAAUGGUCAAACCACUACCGGCCGGAUGCCGCCUUACAGCCAUUUUCGAUUCUUGUCAUUCGGGGUCGGCACUUGAUCUUCCUUACAUCUACUCGACUGAAGGUAAAAUCAAGGAGCCCAACAUGGCCGCUGAGGCUGGCCAAGGUCUUCUAUCUGCCGUAGGCUCUUACGCGCGGGGCGACAUGGGAGGCGUCUUCAAAUCCGCCAUGGGCCUUGUCAAGACAGCCUCAGGCGGCGGUCAAAAAGCAGAAAAGUAUGCACGCGCUACCAGAACUAGCCCUGCUGAUGUGAUUUCGUGGAGUGGUUGCAAGGACUCCCAGACUAGUGCAGAUACACAGGAGGCUGGGAAUGCCACCGGUGCCAUGAGCUACGCUUUCAUGAGGACGCUAGGACAAAACCCACAACAAAGCUACCAGCAACUUCUUAAUAAUCUCCGCGAUAUUCUUCGGAGGAAAUACAGCCAAAAGCCUCAGCUGUCGAGCUCCCAUCCCAUGGACACCAAUCUUAUGUUCCUCUGCUAA